UUUUAGGAGAUGACACAUUUGAGUGUUGUACUACCCUGGAGGUCAGACAUCCAUCAUCACUGCCGCCUGAUGCGGAGUGGAGCCGCCAUCCACCCAUCUGUUGACCGCACGGCUCAAUCUGAUUCGCCAUAACGCUUAAAAACACGACUCUCAACAACUCAGCCAUUUCCUCUGCUCUACGGUUGGACUGCGCGUUGGUGUUUCUCUGCGAUCAAAUCAGAUGUUAAAAACGAGACUAUCACGAACAAAGAAAAUCGCUCCGCUGCGUUAAAAGACAGACAAUUCCACCUUAAAUACCAUUUGCGUCUGUGGCGGAGACCUAGGCGCCAUCUUCGGUCCACCUUAAGCGCACAAUGUGGCCAACGAACGAAAGCGUACACCAGCCAGGCUUCCGUCCUCAUUUUCCAGCCGGGGAUCGCACUCUGGCUUCGCAGCUUUGACACAGCGUCACUUGUGAAACAGCACAGGGGGAAAAGACGCACUCGGGCCAAACCCCAUCCGCACAAGCAGGAGAAGAUGUCCGAUCCCAAUAAGUACCGAGAGUGGAUCCUGGAAACAAUCGACUCUCUCCGCUCGAGGAAAGCCCGUCCGGAUCUGGAGAGGAUUUGUCGAAUGGUCCGGAGACGACACGGGUCAGACCCGGACCGAACCAGGACAGAACUGGAAAAACUGAUUCAAGAGCAGACGGUGCUCAAAGUUAGCUAUAAGGGGUCCAUAUCGUACCGAAAUGCGGCAAAGGUGCAGAGGAAAACCAGAAAGAAGAGUGAGUUUACGGCCGCUGGCAGCAGUAGCAGCAGCAGCAGCAGCGCGGAGGCAGCGAGGGAGCGGACCAAACGCGACCAGAUGAACAACAACGGCGACAGUGCGCACAGCUUCACCGACCAGGAGGAGGGAGAGGAGGGAUCGGAGCCCAGCCCAGAUUCCCACACUCAAACGCCAGCCAGCACAACCGAGAAAAAGCUCAAGCCUGCCUCCAGCCCGAGUAGCGGAAACGGGUGCCUCAGUUGUGGCGCAACAACGGGCUGCGCUGUCGGGAGCUGCUGUAAAGAGGAGAAAGCAAGUGCACCGACAGACAAGGGAUUAGGACCGCAGGGAGUGCGGAACUGCCCUUCGCCCGGUCUCUGUCACAGAACCAACGCACACGGCAGCGGUGAUGCCAGCAAGUUAUCACCGAGCAAAGCCGAUGCAGUUUGCGGAGAAAAAGAGUCGUGUGUGUCCGGUGAUGACACCCAGAACAAAACUUGCUCUAGGAGCGUCAGCAGCCUUCUGCAGCAACAGAGACAGAAGCUGACUGAGCUCCUCAAGCCUAAACUUCAACUUGGAGGAGGGGGCAUCAAAACUGCGGGGAACCCCGCCAACUCUGACCUGGGUGACAGAUUGGUGGCUUCUGUUCGCAGCCUGUCCGAGAAGAGCAUGCGAGGCGGCCACGCGACCAGAGGCCACGUGAAACCGCUCGGGUUGAAGGAGAUUUUGGGCUAUCUGAGCAGCCAGGACCGGCUGUCGGAGGAGAAGCUGACCCGAGGCAAAGUCAAAGUGGUCAUGGAGAGAGAGGUGGCGAGGGGCAGGCUGCGCAUGAGCCGCUGCGGGAACAUUACUCUUCCUCUGAGGGGGAUGGUGGUGGAGAAGCCGAUGCCGAAGAAUGCGUCCGCUGACCGUCUUGUAAAGAGCGCACUGCAGGACGUGCACACUGAGAAAAAGCCGCCGUCCCCCUCUCUCCAUGAGAAUGAGCCGAUGGAAACAGCCAGUGAAGAAGAGGAACGGGAAAAGAAUGAGGAAGAGGAGGAGGAUCCCCGGAGUUCUGAAGAGGAAGGAGGACCACCCCCGGUAGCCAUGACAACCGAACAAGAGCUCAUUGAGAAAACUACAGAAGAUGCUGAGAUCCAGACAGCAUCCAAGCAGGAGAGCCCCCAGCAGCAGCACUUUGGUAAAGGCAUGUGCGGGCUUGAUUCCCUCACCAGGACGCCGCGUCCACCUGUUCAGGGAGCUUCCGUGUCACAAUGUAACAGCACACACUUGAACAAGAGAGCCGUCGUCCCUGAUCAGCUAUGUACGGAGACACAAAUGCAGCAUGACAGAAUCCACCACACCUCCUCAGGCUUUAACAGCAUGGAGUCUAAGACAGAGGUUGGAGUGUUGUCCUGCCUGCUCACACCCACUGCCUCUCCGAAAGACUCUGGCACAUCUGAGGAACGAGGGAUGAAUGGAGUUACCAGUGGAGGGUCUGAGGGGACCAGUGGGAGCCCGGUGGACUGGACGGUGUCUGAUGUGGUCAGUUAUUUCACAGCGGCAGGUUUCCCCGAGCAGGCUGCUGCCUUCAGGACCCAGGAAAUCGAUGGCAAGUCUCUUCUCCUCAUGCAACGUAACGAUGUGUUGACUGGCCUUUCGAUCAGACUCGGCCCCGCCCUUAAGAUCUAUGAGCAUCAUGUAAAGGUUCUGCAGAAAACACAUUUUGAGGAUGAAGACUGUUGACAACAAAAAUGCACACUAAGACUGAUAUGUCUGUAUCUACACAAAGCUCAAUUAAUCCUUUAAAAAUGUAUGCAUGAUAUACAAUACACUUCACUUUUUAUAUUAUGUCAAACAGCACCACACACACACCUAAUUUUCUCUGCCUCUGGUCCUCUGCGACUGCUCUGGUUCAGAAACCACACACCCAAAUGAGCCUGGAUUUCCUGGACAACAGGGAUUUUUCUGCCAAACCGUGCACACGUGUUGGAGGAAGAAAGUAGACUCAUACAAUUUUAAGACACAGGGGCUGAAAAAGAAAAGUCAUGCAAUCAUGCAUCCUUUUUUAUUUCCAAUGAUCAAGCACUUUCUCGACUAAACUGCAAGAUGGUUUGUUUUUAAACUGUUAUCUUGUACUGACCUUUAUGCACAUUUUGAAGAAGGCCUGGAUAAUUCUGGGUGGAAGUAAAUUUUCUUUUGUUCUUUUGGAGCUGUGGUGCAAGGGUAUCUCACUUGUGGCUGUGUGUUUGUCAUUGCACACAUACUGUAUGUGUGUGGCAGCCAUGACAGAGCAUGUUGGAUUGAUUAGAAACAAAUAAGAAGUUGACCACAUUAAACACAUUCCCAGAAGCUGGUGCAGAUGAUUGGGAUGCUGACCCGUCAAAUAUCCGUCCUGUACUGUAUGUCAGGCUAGAAUCCGGUCCAGGGUUCACGGCCGCAGGUCAAAGCAAUAAGCUGAUAAUCUAAUUUCCCUACUAAAUGAAAUUAAGACUGGGGAUGGU
Messenger RNA from Etheostoma cragini (Arkansas darter), 3227 nucleotides. RefSeq names its product sterile alpha motif domain containing 1b (gene samd1b). The record is from RefSeq and is a predicted model, not a curated record. The transcript is spliced from 7 exons. Gene Ontology annotation, molecular function: DNA binding; protein binding. NCBI's taxonomy places the organism in Eukaryota, Metazoa, Chordata, Actinopteri, Perciformes, Percidae. Bases 517 to 2469 code for a protein of 650 amino acids.